Molecule: messenger RNA, 543 nt
Organism: Hibiscus syriacus
Lineage: Eukaryota; Viridiplantae; Streptophyta; Magnoliopsida; Malvales; Malvaceae
Product: protein DEHYDRATION-INDUCED 19 homolog 3-like
Exons: 4
Coding region: 1-543 (180 amino acids)
Source: RefSeq, a predicted model, not a curated record
AUGGUGCAACUCAACAAUACGACUGACGAGCAUCCCGUGGAGGCUAAAAAUGGGCGCAAAAGGAAAUCACAUAGAAGUGGAUCUCAUUCAACACUGUCGCUCCUAAGGAAAGAGCUGCGAGAAGGAAACCUACAGUCUCUCCUUGGGGGUUCUUGUUUAGUGGCUUCAUCCAAUUCCGCACCUAAUCCGUUGUUGUCUUCUUUUAUUUUGCCCAUGGUUGAUGAUUUUGUCGGGGUCCAGCCUCACUUUUCUUGGGAAACAAAUACAACUGAGGAUAGUUCAGAAGCAAAUAAGUUGGAAAGAAAUGUUCAAUUGACUCCUCUUUCGGUCAAGGAUCAGGAAGAGAAGACAAAAAGAUGCAAGUUCAUUCAAGGGCUGCUGUUGUCCGCGAUGAUAUUUUAUGACUGCCUUCAAAUUGUUUGCUCCAACUGCAGACCCGAAAACCCUCGCAGACAUCAUGUUCAUGGCACAGAGCCCUGCGAUCUACGGUUUGAUAUGCUGUUUGUAGUGAAAACAUUGAUGUAUUUAGAAGCAAAAUGUUGA